Paramisgurnus dabryanus is the source of this 1428-nucleotide messenger RNA. RefSeq names its product EF-hand calcium binding domain 11 (gene efcab11). NCBI's taxonomy places the organism in Eukaryota, Metazoa, Chordata, Actinopteri, Cypriniformes, Cobitidae. The record is from RefSeq and is a predicted model, not a curated record. Gene Ontology annotation, molecular function: calcium ion binding.
CUUUCCAGAAUAUUUCGGAUAUUUAUAUCUGGUAUAAUUCAGGUCAUUUCUGGAAGAAUGACAAGCUUUAAGACUGAGAGAGAAAUUAGCGAUGCCGACAGGAAAAAAAUUGAGACGGUUUUUCAUCAGUCUGAUCUGGGCAGGAAAGGUUAUUUGUCCCGAGAAGAUUUUAAGGUAGCAGUGGUCAUGUUAUUCGGAUAUAAACCAUCGAAGUCGGAGACAGAUAUGUUGAUGGAGUCUGGCUCUUAUAAGGAGUGGCCAGGGGUCCCACUGAAUCGGUUUACGUCUCUCAUGGGGCGGAAGAUGUCAGCAGAAGAUCCGUAUGAGAAGAUGAGGCAGAUCUUCAGUGCUUUUGAUGUUCACUGUCGUGGCUUCUUGAAACUGGAGGACUUCAAAAGCGCCUUCAAGCGAGUUGCUCCCCACCUGCCAGAGAGAACAGUGCUUGAGGCUUUCCGGUACGUGGAUCUGGAUUCUGAUGGUCAUGUCAGCUUUAAGGACUUCGAAAAUGUCAUCAGCUAUGGUUUGGCAAACAUCUGAGACUACAUAAAGAGAUUGAAAAUUUCAGAUGACCGUAACCAGACUAGACACCAUAUUUGCACAACUAUUUAAAUUCAUUUAAUUGAUUUGACAGAGCUGUGAGCAAUACACCUACAUCUUGAUCAAUAGGUUGUGCUUUCUUAAGGUCACCUCGACUUAAUUCACAACCCAAGUCUUCUGAAAUUUUUGGAUAGACAUAUUAUCUAUCCCACAGUUUGUUGAUAAUACAACUGAACAGUAUGACAUUUUAUAUCUCACAACUAAACAUUCGCACCUAACACAUCUACAACACUGUGUUUUUUACGUACUGUUGCAUUAAAAGCUUGACAGUAAGAUUUUCAUUCAAGCCGACUGCUUUUAUAUAUGAUUGUUGCCACCAUUUGGCCUUGUCUGUUGAAAAGCAGACACUUCACAGUCUUGACACUUAGGUUUAAUGAUGAGUUUUCAUGUUGUAUUGGUCUAGUUGGUCCAAGGCUGUGCCGUAUAAUGGAGAACUACGGAUUUCUAUUGUGCAGUUGCCUUACAAACUGCAUUACAUUUAAUCCAAACUCUUAAGUUAUAAUUCACUAGGUAACAAAGCAAUAUUUUCCUUCAUAUCCUCACUCGCCCAAUCCGCUGUGAUAUUUCAUAGCCUCUGAAAUGACUUCAGUGAAUUUAGUUACGGUACAGCAGCUGGACAGAUUCCCCUCCCUCAUUCCAUUUUCAUCUGCAAAAUAGGCAGGUUGCCUCAAAAUUGAAUAUUAACCAUCACAUUCGCAUUCAGUUUAUGUGAACCUCCCUUCUACCGACAUAUAUUAAAAACCCAAAGCGUUCAGGAGGGAUUUUAUGUGGCUUCACUUGUUACACAAGAUUAUGGAACUGUAAAUACUUGUUUGUGUUUUGAGAGAUUUG